CAAGUUGAACGAGUGUUUCCUUUGUCGUUUCAGGUUAUUGCGACGGUGAAAACGAAAUUAAACACUUCUCUUAUAUACCAACGGGUUUUGUGUCGUCGUUUGAAACUUUGCUGGACCGCAGUGUCGGUGUUUUUAAGCCAGGAGGAGGACGUUCAGGGUUUGACAGAUUUGGCUAAUUGCACUGACUGCAGCUGUACCGUUUUGAGAAACCAUGUCUGAUUUAAUCCUGGUACUCCUAAUUGUCGUGCUCCUGGUGUGUUUGCUUGUGACAGUGGGGGGCUUCCUGCUGUUCUCGGGGCUCUUGUCUGACGUGGUUAUAAAGACUGGGCCACCUCCUGUCAGAAAUGUUACCAUUGCUUAUAAGUUCAAAGAGGGAUCAUACAAGGAUUGCGGUGCAGCCUAUACAGAGAGCUGCAGCAUUGGGCCAAAGCUGAGCACCAUCGGUGUCUUCUACGAUGACCCCAAGCAGACACCACCAGAGAAGUGUCGCUCUGUCGUGGGCAGUGUCCUGUGUGAGGGUGAGGAGAAGCCUGACGAAGAGCUGCAGAAGCUGUAUGAGAAGUUUGGCUUCAAGGUGUUUUCUCUGCCUGAAGUGAGCCAUGCAGUGACCACCACCUUCCCCUGCACCAGCCCUCUGUCUCACAUACUGGGACCUUACAGAGUCUACCCCAGGCUCGCUUCCUACAUUGAGGAGAGGAAGCUGUGUGCAUUCCCAACCAUUGAGAUCUGUAGCACAGAUGUCAUCAAGUAUAUGGUUCCACUAUCUCGCCAGACGGACUUCUUUGUUCCAGAGAUGAAGGAAGAGGUCAAAACAGAUGUGAAAGAAGAGGAUUCUGAUGAAGACAGAGGGACCGAUAUUACAGGUGCAGACUCCCACAGUGAUGUGAGCUCAGUGAGUGGCGGCGCACCCUGGGACAGCAGAGAGACAUCCCUGGCUGCUUCCACAGCCGCUUCCCUGGCCUCCUCCCUGCCACUGAGGGACAUAAUGGAUGCAAACGAAGACAUUAAGCACAGGGACCACAGCGACAGAGGCUCAAAUGAGUCUAUGGGCAGCGGCUCUUCCUUUGAAGAGCUUGACAUGGAUCAGGAGGAGCAGGAGCAGGCGGAGGGUGGAGAGAGGGAGGAGAAGGAAGAUGGAGAAGAGGAGGAGGUCCCUGAGGGUGAAGAUGGAGCAAAAGAAGCAGUUGAACUGGUGGCUGAGAAGAAGGAGCCCUCAGGGGGUGGAGAGGAGUAGGGAGGAUGCUUGAGAGAUAAGGGAUGUAGCCAUGUAACAUUGGCAUACUAGAGAGUUUCUCUUUAUUGCUGUUGCUGGUUAUCUGUCAUGUAAUCUUGUUGGUGGAUGUUAAGCUGAUCAUGCCAUAACCAACAUGCCAUAUUUCUACGCCUUCUAGUUCUCUUUUUGAAGCCUGUACCUUUUGUUAUACUUUAAUCUCAGUUUUUAAAAAUAAAUCCUGAUCCUAUAUUUAAACUAUAUCAGGAUGAAACAAGCGAAGACCCUAUAGGGUAAAGUCCUUUUGAGUAAAUCUGAUAUUCUCUGUUCGUGGUGGGCUGCAAAUGAGAGUCAAGAUUUGUUUAAUUCCCUAUUUCAUUUCAAACUGUAAUCUUGUUUGACCCACCACCAUUCAUGUUCAGAUUAUGUGUCUGUUUAAGAUUAACAUCAAUGGACAAACACUGACACCAGCAGCCCUUGAUCUUCAUACAGAGUAUUUUUGCCCAUGUGCAACAGUUGAUAUUGUUCCUCACUUACAUUGUGUUUGUGUGUAAUUCCUGACUUUGAUGUCUUGAUAUAAAGUAAUAAUUGGGUGAAAAUGUGCAGGAGCUAAUGUUACAGAAAUGUUGAUGGACCUAAGUUGUUGUUUUAUUAAUUUUUACCAAGAUGAAGGAUAUCUAUCAAAUAAGGGGAAUUCUGAAAUCCAAGCAGAGAAAAAAAACCCUGCAUCAACGCCACCCAAAUCUCCAAGUCACCAUGACAAGGAUUUAUGAUGCAAUUCAAAGAUGUUAACUUUUCCCCCCCUUGGAUACUGUACAGAUAA
Messenger RNA from Scomber japonicus (chub mackerel), 2033 nucleotides. RefSeq names its product testis expressed 264, ER-phagy receptor a (gene tex264a). Gene Ontology annotation, cellular component: nucleus; replication fork; endoplasmic reticulum membrane. The coding region runs from base 212 to 1234 and encodes 340 amino acids. The record is from RefSeq and is a predicted model, not a curated record. NCBI's taxonomy places the organism in Eukaryota, Metazoa, Chordata, Actinopteri, Scombriformes, Scombridae. Gene Ontology annotation, biological process: reticulophagy; protein-DNA covalent cross-linking repair. The transcript is spliced from 4 exons.